UACCAUAUGAAAUAGAAUACGGGAGCCAAGCGCGGUGGCAGUGAGCGGUACCGUGUGACUCCGUUAACGUGAAGUGGUAGGGGCAGUCACGCGGCCGAAGAGUGUGAUGUCCAAGGUGGUAGCAAAUGAGAGCCAUGCAGCAGCCCCGCAGGACGACUGCAAGGGCUCCUCAAGAGGGAGGAGCCGGGGGCUGUUGGUCACUGCUGGUGUUGGUGGGACCUUAGUGGCUCUUUAUGCUGUGGUCAUACCCUUCGUGACGCCGGCUCUCAGGAAAGUGUGCCUGCCCUUUGUUCCUGCAACUUCCACCCAGAUCCAGAAUGUGCUGAGAAUGUUAGAAAGCAGAAGUGGCUCCCUCGUUGACAUUGGUAGCGGGGAUGGCCGUAUUGUGAUAGCAGCUGCAAAAAUGGGUUUCAAAGCUGUUGGCUAUGAAUUAAAUCCCUGGCUGGUCUGGUACUCCAGAUACCGUGCCUGGAGAGAUGGGGUACAUCACAACACCAGAUUUUAUAUUUCAGACUUAUGGAAGGUUUCUUUUUCCUGUUAUACAAAUGUCGUUGUUUUUGGGGUGCCUCAAAUGAUGCCACAGUUGGAGAAGAAGCUGGAAGAAGAACUGGAAUGUAAUGCCAGAAUCAUUGCCUGUCGUUUUCCUUUCCCUUGCUGGAUCCCAGAUCAUACUACUGGAGAGGGAAUAGACACUGUGUGGGCCUAUGAUUUGAAACAUUCCAGAGGAUGUGAAACAAAAGGAUUGGAAAUUUCACCAGAGACAAAAUCCUAAAAAUCUGAUUUGUUUUUGAGCUGAAAUUUUUGGCUUUGAGUUCACCUUUUAAAGAGUGAACAGAGCCCCAGGAUAUGGAGAUAUAUAGUCACUAAAAUAAAUUAAAUAUACCAGUUAUCUGAAAGCAGACAAAGGUUUGUGAAACGUGUAGCUAAGUGGCUUAAUGUAGUUAGUAAAAAUUAUGAAAAAGUUUUAUAAGAAUCGGAAAACUUUAGCAUGGAAAAUGGGAUAAAACACGGGUCACUACUGUUAAGGGGAAUAUAUGUACUAGUUAAGAUGCUCAGAUUGAUGAACUUAAUAUAUGCAUUCUUUUUGAGCCUAUGUGGCUUUUGCUACUGGUGUUGGAAGCGGUGUGCAAGUGGCUUCUCAAAUGAGCCAUGGUUCCCAAGUGUCCAUUAUGUGUGCUGAGUAGGCAUAAAGCUGAAUACAUCAAACUGAUGCAGAUUGAGUGUGAUGAUGAUACCAAUGUUCUGCACCUCAGCCUUGAAUGUGUAUUUUUUUGAAGUUGAAUAGGACACAAGCAAAUAUAACAAGUUGCUUGUUCAUUAACACAAAUGCAGCCCUUGAUGAGUUUUUUAUUUAACUUGUGAUGUGAAGACGAAACUACAUAAGUGUGUUCUUACUGAACACUUGCUGGUAUAAGCCUUUGCAAAUAACCAUAAUUUUUCCUAACCUCUCUGAUUUAGGAGGGGUUUCAGAAGUCACCUACUUGGCAGUGAAGUUUCACCACUUCUGUGUGUCCAAACCUUGGAUGAAGUAUCUGUAGGAGCUGCUUACUUGAAUGUGUCAUAGAGACUGUCUCUGAUUCUA
Molecule: messenger RNA, 1582 nt
Organism: Pezoporus occidentalis (night parrot)
Lineage: Eukaryota; Metazoa; Chordata; Aves; Psittaciformes; Psittacidae
Gene: ATPSCKMT
Product: ATP synthase c subunit lysine N-methyltransferase
Exons: 5
Coding region: 107-772 (221 amino acids)
Biological process (GO): peptidyl-lysine trimethylation; positive regulation of proton-transporting ATP synthase activity, rotational mechanism; regulation of mitochondrial ATP synthesis coupled proton transport
Cellular component (GO): mitochondrion
Molecular function (GO): protein-lysine N-methyltransferase activity
Source: RefSeq, a predicted model, not a curated record